AUGAGCGUAAGCGGCACCUGAAUGAAGUGAGCACGGAAGGGUUCUUGCUUUACGAAUAAUAUAUCGCUUUGUCAGGUGCGCGUGAGCCGAGAUAAGAAGCAAAACAUCACGUCUGUUUAUUUUCUGAUGAAACUUUUCUCUUGAGACAUCGGCGGGACGACGGUCUCCAGUUGGUUUGCUAGCAAAAGCGUCUGUUCAGACUCCCGCUAUAAAAACGAUACGAACCCACAAUCUUAUACUUAUAUCCGUGUGCUUUUCUUAACCAGUUAAAACGUGUCGUUAAGGUUUUAAACGCUUUAUGUAACGUUAUUGACUCUCGGUGCAGUAAUGUGGACUGUCUAUCUGCUAUAACUUUCCCACUGAUCUUUAGUUUUUUUAUUCCACUGGCUAAUCAACAUCAGUCGACAUUUUAUCUAACCGAUUAAUGUUACUAUGACAACGUGCGUGUUGUAGAAUACUUCGCAUCAAUAGUAAACUCACGUUUAACGCCUCAAGUGUGUAGCAUGUCUGCGCGAUGCUAAAGAUGAUGUCUGUACUGCACAACCUGCUUACCGAUAUUAGGUAGCUAACCGAUAUUAGGUAGCUAACAACUGGAUGGCAAGAUAUUUCCAUCGGGUUUCAUUAUGAAAUACGACGUAUCUGCGCUUUAUUGACUGUGAUUUGUAAACUAACUGUAGGCUGGGCGGCAGACUCUUAAACUAUGAUCAUCCGAUAGCUGUGUCAUCGUCUGUAGAUAGUCUGAGUAUCGUCACGUCUGUGAAAGCUGCUGACAUUUCUGUGGGUUCGAGUUUGGAUCCAGUAACUGCUGCGCUAUGGCGGCGGUUGGGGUCAGUGUGUUAUCCCGGGGUCAGUUGCCUCCGACCUCCAACUCCUCCCCCACUGAUGCUGAUAACCGGGGCUGCUCCAACGGGGAUUUCAUGGACACAUUUGGCAUAUUCUUGCAGGGCCUGCUGGGAGUAGUGGCCUUCAGUACCCUUAUGUUGAAACGCUUCAGGGAGCCCAAGCAUGAACGGAGACCCUGGAGAAUCUGGUUUUUGGACACCUCCAAACAGGCCAUAGGGAUGCUGUUCAUUCACUUUGCCAAUGUCUACCUGUCUGACCUCACAGAGGAGGACCCAUGUUCGCUAUACCUUAUCAACUUCCUGUUGGAUGCAACACUCGGCAUGUUGGUCAUCUAUGGUGGUGUGAAGGCUGUUAGUGCUGUGGUCGAGUGGAGGCAGUGGGACUCUCUGCGUUUUGGAGAAUAUGGUGAGCCAGUAAAGUGCAGUGCAUGGGCGGGUCAGUGUGCGCUCUAUAUCCUCAUCAUGAUGUUUGAGAAGGUCAUGAUCAUGCUUGUCCUCCUCAUCCCACAGUGGAAGAAGCUGGCUACGCUCAACCCUAUAACAAACCCUCAUCUGGAACUAGCUAUUGUCAUGCUAAUUGUCCCGUUUUUUGUGAACGCUCUGAUGUUCUGGGUAGUAGAUAAUUUCCUAAUGAAAAAGGGCAGAACAAAAGCCAAACUAGAGGAGAGGGAGGCAGAAGAUGAUCCUCGUGGCAACAGUAAAGUGCGCUACAGACGUGCUAUGUCACACGAUGAUUCUGAAUCAGAAAUCCUGUUCUCUGCAGAUGAUGAGAUGGAGGAUUCAGAUGGUGAUGACGAUGUACGAAGAAUCACAGGGCUCAAGUCUGUAAAGAAAAAGAAGCACCGUCUUGGUAUUCCGGUGUGAUUAAAAAUCAUUCUGGUUGCCGUUUGGAUUUGGAUUUUGCUCAUUUACCACAGCCCUGUACAUGGUUGGCAAUUGAUUGGCAUAAUGACUCAAUCUAAACCAGUAAGAAGGACAUUUUGAGCAAUUUUACUAUGAAUUGUGGGAAAAGGACAGGGCUAAAAUAGCAAUGCACAAUCUUUCUGCAAUUUUAUCCCCUGAAUAUACCCAAGAGGUGCCUGCAGCUAUUCAGAAACGUCUAUCUGUCACAGAAACAUUUUUGCUACCCUUGAUGCGUCACAAAUGAUGGGUGUUGAAGAACGAUUGAAACACAAAAUUUCAACCUGUCAGAGUUUUGCAAUGCACAAUUCUGUACUGUGCUGCUUCCACGUCAAGUGGUUCGCCAUUGGAUAUUAAACAGUGAUCCGCAUUAUGCCUCUGUCCAGCCUUUGAACUGAGAGAAAAAAAGUUGUAUUUCAUACGUUUAUCUACCUUUACAAAUAACACAUUGCCAUCCUUAUUCUUCCAAGAUAAGAACCUUUAACAAUAUGCAUGUGAUUGUGAUGACGCUGACUGGGCGAAACCGCUCAGGGUUGCUUGUAGUCAGUUCCAGACUACGUAUUUGAGAGUAUAUGCUGUGGGGUAGUUUUAAGGGAGUUAUGCUGAUAAAUAUUUAAUAGCAACAGAUUUAUCAGCAGUGUUAUAAGCCCCUUGAUGAUAUUAUACAGCUGGGUAUGGUCUGCUCGCUAUGCCUUUUUUAAGCAUUAGGCACUAGUGGACAGAGAUGAUUUAAUGAUGAGGUACAUAAAUACAGGGAUAGGCUUUUUUAGCUCCCUGUUCAGCACUGUGUCCUUAAUCUGUGAUAGUAUGCAUGUCUUAUUGUUCGGCAUUUGAAUGUGUAUCUGAGUGUCUGUGUAUUACUGCCACUUUUGUCUCCUUGUGUAUUUAUGUGUUGUGUCUGUGACCUCUAGGUUUUAUUGGUCUCCCCUUGCUCUUGUCAUUUCAGCGUAGAGGUUUUGGUGUAGGACACAUUUGUGGUCUUUCGCACAGUUUGAUGAUGCAUUGUGGCCGUUCUGUGCUUUAGUCAUUUGGUAUGCUGUUGUCUUUCUUUUCUUUUCCUUUUAAUGCCUCUAUAUAACAAUAUAUCACAUUAACACUAUCAAACACUAAACCGGAGGGCCUAUAUUCCAAUUUCAUGUUUUCCCUACACACACUUCUGCUGUUUUAAGCAUUUGGUUUAAUUCCUACUCUAAAGCACAGAUACUUACUUCUUUUAGAAAAUCAAGGAUGUCUCCGAUUAUUUUAGUUACUAUUUUAGAUAAUGAGAUAAGCAAAGGAAAAAUGCUUGUAGGUUGUUUUAGACAUUUGGGAUAAGUCUUACACUUAACUGUACAUGUUUGGCUUUCAGUUGCAAGGAAGGAAGUUGGGAAGUUGAUAGCUCCGGCAUUGAUUGAUUCUACAUACAAAUUCUGUACGAAUUAUCAUAUUGUUUGUGUACGGUAUGUGUUUAUGUGUUCGUUUUACAGGAAAUGUGAAUUUGAAAGCAGGCCUUCUUGUCAGCCCUGCUCAUGGUUACUGAUAAGGAUUUGAAAUGUAUGCCUUUCUCUCUCUGGGUUGACUCUUAUUACUGAGCAUUUUUUGUUAGUUUUGGUAGUAUGGACAAACCUAAUCAAAAAUGAAGAGGGGUUUUAAAAACUGUAUUAGACUAUUAUGAAUAACUGACUAAUCAUGAACUUACAUUAUGUAUGCUUUUUCAAUAAACUAUGUAAGAUA
This is a messenger RNA of Triplophysa dalaica, 3455 nucleotides long. It is a transcript of the gene stimate, whose product is annotated as STIM activating enhance. Gene Ontology annotation, cellular component: cortical endoplasmic reticulum; membrane. Gene Ontology annotation, biological process: activation of store-operated calcium channel activity. The transcript has 8 exons. Gene Ontology annotation, molecular function: calcium channel regulator activity. NCBI's taxonomy places the organism in Eukaryota, Metazoa, Chordata, Actinopteri, Cypriniformes, Nemacheilidae. The record is from RefSeq and is a predicted model, not a curated record. Bases 813 to 1706 code for a protein of 297 amino acids.